Diversispora eburnea is the source of this 121-nucleotide messenger RNA. The record is from the annotation of a GenBank genome assembly. Lineage: Eukaryota; Fungi; Glomeromycota; Glomeromycetes; Diversisporales; Diversisporaceae.
AAAGGAUCUAGUAGUCUUUUCAACAUGUAUGAGUAUAAUAUUAAAGAAGAUCCAGCUUCAAAGAUCUCACUAGUUACAGUAAAAGCACGCAAGGAGCCUAGUAAACUUGAAGUUUAUAAUG